AGUCAUCGAUAUGAUUAGGAGUAUCCGCAAUAGCUACAUGGGGGCAGUAGAGGCGCAUUCGACAUGAAAUAUUCUCAUUGCGUCGUCAUCGUAUAUUUUACUUAAAUUAGUCAGCAUGCGCCAUAGUCAUGGACGGUUGUCCACCAAUCUAGUUCUCUGGUCUGGUCGCCUUUCCGUGCGACUGAUGCCGUUACAGUUCGCACGCCCAUUUCAACUGGCGGUUCAGAUCCGCUCUAGAAGUAUCUGUCUCUUUACUGAAGGAGAAGUUGCAGGAUUCAUUUGUCAAUUAUGGAGCUUGAAUGGUUUGAAUUCUGAUUUGAAUUCGUCGCCGUGUCUCUGUUGCCGAUCGUUCUAGUUUUAGCUUUGUUGCAGCUGCAUGUUGGUGUAGGAUGUGGUGAGAGCAAUAGAGGUUUGAAGUGAGUUGGAGGAAGCCUGGGGUCGUUGCUGCGUUGCAGUUGCACAUGGCGCCAUCUGCAGGUUUAGAAUCAACUAGUGAUGGAGUGCUCUCCUUCAUUUCUAAAUCUCUUACGGAGGUGCAAAAAAGCACAAAGAUGGACAUGAGGCUCAUUCAGUCUAGAGUGGAGUCGUUUCGGGAGAGCUCUAAAACUCCGAACGUCAAGAACUGGAAGAGUCCUCCCCUGCCGAAUUUUUCUGUGAAGGAUAAUCCGCUCAAUCUCAGGGUGGACGAUUUUGAUAUUCUCAAGAGCUUGAAGCCCAUGAUUGGCCGGUCGUGGUUGGACGCAACCAUGCAAGAGCGGAAGUCCGAGCUCUGGGUUGUGCCGCGGAUUGACAAGGCUCGAGAGUCGGGGAAGAGCCGUGACAGAGGGGGCGCUGAGCAGGAGCGAGAUAGACGCAUUCUGUUCAAACCGCAGGGGGACAGGAAGACGUUUAGGGUUUCAAAGAACUGGGAAGAGCCUCUCAAGAAGGUAAAGCAGACUGUAGAAGAGAGUUUGCGGGACUUGGAGACCACGGCAGCUGCUAGCAAGACGCCUGGGGAAUUUUUUGAAAAUGUCCAGAAGACGGAGUUCUUCGAAAACGUGAAAAAGAAUCUUAAAUUUGCAAGGGCUUCUGACGUCGGUACAAACACUGGCAGCUACGGAACAGAUGUGGCGCCGUUGACUAUUCCAGAGUUAUUCGAAGCUGUCAUGCGGGAGUCUGAGCCUUUGUUGGAUCAUCUUGGUAUCAGGAAAGAUGUGACCAAGAAGUUUCGUGAGGUGGUGACUGGACCUCAAGCUCUCAGUGGUGCUUCGGUUACCCAACGCGCUCUUCCUGUCACCGUAAAAGAGUCCUCUGCCCAAGAUGAGCUUGACUUACGAAUUGCCAGCGUGAUUCAAAGCACAGGUUACAAGUUCAAAGGGGGGCUGUUGACAGAGAAGCAGACACUUCAACCAGCCACAAAGGAUUUGCGCCGCAAUAUUGCUAUUGUUACAACCGCAAGUUUACCCUGGAUGACCGGGACAGCUGUGAAUCCUUUGUUUAGAGCAGCUUAUUUGGCGCGGUCUGGGGAGCAGAAGGUGAAUCUGCUGGUUCCUUGGUUGUGCAAGAAAGAUCAAGUGCUCGUGUAUCCGAAUCAGAUUACCUUUGAAACUCCAGCUGAGCAAGAGCGUUUUGUGCGAAAGUGGGUGGAAGACCGAGUUGGUUUCCAAUGUGACUUCAAGUUAUCAUUUUAUCCCGGCAAAUUCUCUACAGAAAAGCGUAGUAUCCUGGCAGCUGGGGAUAUUUCUCAGUUCAUUCCUAACCAAGAAGCUGACGUUGCAGUGCUGGAAGAGCCAGAACAUUUGAACUGGUACUACCAUGGGAGACGUUGGACUGAUAAGUUCCAGCACGUUGUUGGUGUGGUUCACACAAAUUACUUGGAAUAUGUCAAGCGGGAGAGGAACGGGAGCGUUCAGGCUUUUCUUUUAAAGCAUGUAAACAACUGGGUGGUUCGUAUCUACUGCAACAAGGUAUUGCGAUUGUCGGCUGCAACUCAGGAUUUACCUCGAUCAUCUGUCUGCAACGUUCACGGAGUAAAUCCUCAGUUCCUGAGGAUUGGAAAAGGCCUUGCGGAGAUUGAAGGGAACGAGCCUAAAUUUUCAAUGGGAGCUUACUACCUUGGGAAAAUGGUGUGGGGGAAAGGAUAUAGGGAACUGGUAGAUCUUUUAGUACAGAACAAAGAAGUUCUCUGCAACAUCAACUUGGAUAUAUUUGGAAGCGGGGAAGAUUCGGAUGCAGUCAGAGAUGAGGCACAACAGAACGGACUUGCCUUGAAUUUUUAUCCAGGAAGAGAUCAUGCUGAUGCCUCCCUCCAUGGCUACAAAGUCUUUAUCAACCCAAGUGAAAGCGAUGUGGUAUGCACAACAACUGCGGAGGCGCUGGCCAUGGGCAAGAUCGUUGUUUGCGCAGACCAUCCUUCAAACGAAUUUUUCAUGCCGUUCCCCAACUGCUACACUUACCGCACUCCUGAAGAGUUUGUCGAGAAGGUGAAAUUGGCACUAUCAUCUGAGCCACUACCUCUGACGCCAGAACUUCAACAUCUUCUCUCGUGGGAGGCUGCCACGGAUCGCUUCAUCGACUCUGCAGGGGUCAAGAGCCUGCCACCGCGAGAGGCGAGAACGAUCGAACGGAAGAGGAAGCGGCGAAUUCCCAUCGAAGCUGCAAAAGGGAGGACUAUGUCCCUGUCAUUGGCGUUACCAAAGAAGACGCUGAGCAACAUGAUUGAUACGGGGCUUGCAUUCAGUCACUACUUCCUUUCAGGCAUUGAGAUCGCAAGGAUAGCAGCUGGAGGUUUGCCAGGGACGAUGAAUAUUGGUGAGGAAUACCGCAAGGACUUGGACCUCCCUCCUACCCCUCCAAGGAUUGUUUAUGGUUGGUAGCCUGGUGAUAACAUCUGCACACCAGGUUUGUUAGUAUCGUUAGCUACAGAAUUCUUCUGUGGUCUUGUACCUUAAUUCAGACAGCUUAACAUAUGAGCACCUAAGAAACAAUAGUGUGCUUUUUAAAAUUAGAAUGUACCAUUCGGAGGUACUUACAGUCGUCCUGUAAAACGAUGGAUCACUAAAUGUGUAUUUUAAAAUUACUCUUCGAUGUUUGAGUUUUCUAGA
Molecule: messenger RNA, 3083 nt
Organism: Physcomitrium patens
Lineage: Eukaryota; Viridiplantae; Streptophyta; Bryopsida; Funariales; Funariaceae
Product: digalactosyldiacylglycerol synthase 2, chloroplastic
Biological process (GO): galactolipid biosynthetic process
Cellular component (GO): chloroplast outer membrane
Molecular function (GO): digalactosyldiacylglycerol synthase activity
Source: RefSeq, a predicted model, not a curated record